Messenger RNA from Clupea harengus (Atlantic herring), 2318 nucleotides. Its product is annotated as rho guanine nucleotide exchange factor 19. The record is from RefSeq and is a predicted model, not a curated record. Gene Ontology annotation, biological process: activation of GTPase activity. Lineage: Eukaryota; Metazoa; Chordata; Actinopteri; Clupeiformes; Clupeidae. Gene Ontology annotation, molecular function: protein binding; guanyl-nucleotide exchange factor activity.
AUGGCUGCCAGUAUUCACCCUGAGCAUCAAGACAUGGGACUAAUCUGUGAUUUGUUCCUGGAUGAACUUCCCAAAAAAAUUUACCAAGACUGUCAGGAGAAACAGGACUCCGACCCAGAAAAACCUAAAACAAAAAGAGAUCACCUCUUGAGGAAACUCUCCCCUUUGGCAGAACUAAUACUGUUCCCAUUCCAGAGUAAGCCUCAGGCCAAACGAGUAGCAAACCAGAAGGACUCCUCAGCAACCUGUGGUCAAAGAUCUUCAGAGGAGGACAGUCAACAGGAACACUCUCCCAAGGAACAACCAGGGUCAAGCCCAGACAAGAAAGGCGCUCCAGAAGAGGAGAUGUCGUCUUCCUCAGAGGAAGAGAUUGAAGAGCACAAACUGGAGGACUCAAAGGUGCUGCCCAGUAGGGGGCGCCGUCCCACACUGGAGGGGCUGUGGCAGGAACGUAGCUUAGUGAGGGAGAGAGGGAUACUCAGCCAACUCAGCAAAGAGCAGCUCCUCCUUCAAGAGAGCUUGUUUGAAGUGAUGACCACAGAGCACACAUACUUGAAGAGUUUAGAUGUGGUUGUUGGGCAUUUCCUCGAGUCCCCAGAGCUCAACCAAGUCUUAGCACCCAGAGACCGCAAGUCUCUCUUCUCGGGCAUAUCCAAGAUCCGACAGAUGAGUCAGAACUUUCUUCACGACAUGAAAGAGGAGCUGAACUCAAACCUUUUCUGUGACACCUGUGAGGUCAUCCAGAGGUAUGCCACAGGGCCUUUCGGUGCUUAUGUGGACUACAUCCGCAACAUGCCCUACCAGGAGGAGACACUACACAACCUGGAACAGAGGAGUCCCCACAUAUGUGAAAUCCUGCGAAAGCUUCAAGAGGACCCUCGCUGUAACCGGCUGUCUCUCAAGUCAUUCCUGGUUCUUCCCUUCCAGAGGAUCACACGUCUCAAGAUCCUGGUAGAGGCCAUUCUGAAGAGAACUGAGCCAGGGUCACAAGGUCAAGCAUCUGCUGAGAGAGCCCUGAAGGGUGUUUCCAAGAUAGUUGAAGCAUGCAAUAGAGAGGUUGGCAAGAUGAAGCAGAUGGAAGAGAUGGUGCACAUUGCAAACAAAACAGAAUUUGAGUACAAGGCAUUACCGCUGGUGUCUUCCUCUCGCUGGUUGCUGAAACAGGGGGAGCUUGCUCAGCUGUCCAAGAAGGAAAACAUCUUUGGCCAGAGAAAGCUCUUUCCCAUCUACCUGUUCCUCUUCAAUGACCUGCUGCUCCUGACCACAAGGAAAGGGCCAGACCGCUUUGUGGUGCGCGACCAUGCCCAUCGCUCUCUUGUAGAGGUCAGCAGUGUGGAGGAGGAUGAAGAGGGGUGCGAACUGGACAGAACAUUCCAGCUUGCCCUCCUGCAGAACCACAGAGGAGGCAUCUCUCGUCUCCUGUUGCAAGCCCCCUCACAAGCCGAGAAAGCCAGCUGGAUGGAAAUGCUGAUUCAAAGAAAAGAUGGAGAUGAGGAGAUAUAUGAGGAAUGGGACUGCCCUCAGGUCCAAUGUACAGUGGCCUACCAAGCACAGCAUCAGGGUUAUCUGAGUCUACGGCUUGGUGACAUCAUUAAUGUAAUGCAGAAGACCACCAAAGGCUUUCUGGAGGGCUGGAGGCUCAUGGAUGGAGAACGCGGAUGGUUUCCUGCAGAGUGUGUUGAGGAGAUCACCAAUGAGCAUGUGCAGAGACGCCAUCAUCGUCAGCGCUACCACGUCCUGCAAGCAGCCAACCGAGUGCUGUGCCGGCGUCUGACAAAUGAUAAGACAGCGACCGCCUGUUUCCGAUAAGCCCGAUAAGACUGACCCUUAAUCGGGAGCGAGGGCUGAUUUUACUACUGGUCAUUUGGAAAAUAAUAAUAAUAAUAUAUAAUAAUAAUAACACCUGUCAUCUGCUUUAUCUGUUACCAUUGUGUGAAUAUCCAGAUGAUAAGUGUAGCAUUAACUGUAAAAUAGAUAUGCAUGACUUCGGCUCUACUGAUUAGACUCAUUGUGUGAAACCGGUGUAGUCCACCAAGCAUCCAACACCCCUGACAAUCAGACUGAGGUCUAGGUUGAAUUAUAUAUGUCAUGUUUUUUUCUGAUGUCCUGAGACCCAAAGAUGUGAUUUUUUUGGCAUCUUAAAUGCACUUUGAUAUAGCAUACAUGCUGGAAUGCAAACUUCCCAGGGUAUUUAUAGCAGUAUUUAAAGUAUAUUUUGAUUUUUUUUUAAUGUGUAUCUCAGAUACUUGCAAGAGUAAGGUGCUGGUUAUCUUCGAUGCAGUAUUUUGUCAUUGUUUAAAUAAAGUCCCAUUCUACUU